AUGAAGCUUCUGGUCGUUGUGGCUGCCGUGACCUCGCUGGUCUCGUCGGUUGCUGCUUCCACCUUGAACCCACCUGUCUUGCCUUUGAUUGUCAGAAACCCAUAUCUUUCUACCUGGCUCGGUAACGCUAGAGACAAGCCAUGGACAAAGUGGCCCAUGUUCUAUACCGGUGAAGAGAUUGGCUUCUCUGUUCUGGCCAGCGUACCUGAGACCAAACACGCCUACCCUCUGCUCGGUCGCCCUCAGGACUCUCUCGAUGGAGAUGACCACACCUACAACAUCUCUUACCCCAUCUACAAAGGCGCGCAAUACGAUGCCUCUGUGACCAACCUUACCUAUCAGAUCCCUUCGCAGAACUCGAGCUCCGACUACGUCGAGAUCGUCCUUUCUUUCCUGUCUCCAGUUACGCCUUCGUCCACUCUUCGCCAAUCGAUUCCAGCUUCGUAUCUUAGUAUCCAUGCCACAGGCAACUUCGAUGUUGACCUAUACAUCGAUCUCAACGGUCAGUGGGUCAGCGGAGACAGAGGCAGUGAGAUUGUAUGGGAGCUUGAGAAUGCCGAGACGGAGAAACUCAAGAGCUGGGUUGUCAAGAGAAGGGAUGAGCUUCUGUUCACUGAAUGGAGCGAUCGUGCCGAGUGGGGAAGCCUGAGGUUCACUGGUCCCUCGGAUGUACGCCACGAAAGUGGAACAUCGGGUGUUUUGAGAAACCGCUUCUCUCGUACAGGAACGCUUCAGAACGAGAACGACAACCGCUUCCGGAGCAUCAUGCAAGACGAACCCGUUUUCGCCUUCUCCAAGUCCUUCAACCUCGCUCCCAAGUCGAGCAGCCACAAGAAGACGUCUUCCGAGAGCGUGCUCUUCACCAUCGCCCACAUCCAAGAUCCUGUCACCCAGUAUGCCUCCGCACGAGGCCUGACUCUGAUGCGCCCUCUUUGGAAGACGUGGUUCCCCACCGAUGACAAUCUUACGUCUUUCCACUACACGGACUUCAAGAACGCUCAGAGGCUUGCACAGAACUACUCGGACCAGCUCGCCAUCGACGCAUAUCAGUCUGGCUCCGACUCUUACGUCGAUAUCGUUGCUCUCUCGGCUCGUCAGACCAUGGGAGCCACCAGUUUCUCAGGCACCCAGGAGAACCCUCUGCUCUUCCUCAAGGAAAUUUCGUCCAACGGAAACAGCCAGACCGUAGAUGUCAUCUUCCCCGCCUUCCCCUUCUUCCUCUACACUCAACCUCGAUGGCUCGCGUACCUGCUUGAGCCUCUUCUUGAGCACAUGCUUUCCGGCCAAUAUCCUAACGAUUAUAGCAUGCACGAUCUCGGCACACACUUCCCCAAUCUGACAGGUCACGCUGAUGGCAGGGAUGAAUACAUGCCAGUCGAAGAGUGCGGAGAUAUGCUUAUCAUGGGUCUUGCUCUUGUCAACUCGCUGACCUACGGCUCUGGACAAGAGGCUCAGUCAGUCUGGUCUGCCCUCGGUAGCGACCAUGUUCCUCGACCGAACGAGGCUAGUCCAUUUGCCCUAGGCACUCUCGAAAAACGUGACGAGAUGGUCGGUCUUGAUGAUCGUUGGGGUGGCUCGGCUCAAGGACUGAAGCAGGCUCGUAAGUGGCUCGAUAAGUCAUACGGCUUGUGGAAGCAGUGGACUUCGUAUCUGGUUGAGUACAGUCUGGAGCCCGAAAACCAACUGUCGACCGAUGACUUUGCUGGAUGGUUGGCUCUCCACACUAAUCUGGCCCUGAAAGGCAUCGUCGGUAUCCGGGCCAUGGGAGAGCUGGCUACAGUCAUGGACAAGAAAGAUGACGCAAAGCACUUCCGCAAUAUUUCGGACACAUACGUCAAGCGCUGGGAAGAGCUUGCCAUCUCUCGUGACGGUACUCAUGCAAAGCUGGCCUAUAAUUGGUACGGAAGUUGGACCACUCUGUACUCACUGUACGCCGACGCACUACUUUGCUUCCAUCCUUCGACAACCAAUGGCAGCAGUGCUGGAUCUGUUGGCGGUUAUGCUCAGGUGUCAGGUGGCAAGCAGGAGCCCAUUCUCGAGCCAUCGACUCAUGACUUCAUUCCGGACCAUAUCUACAAGAUUCAGUCCGACUGGUAUGCCACGGUGAUGCAAAAGUACGGGCUUCCCUUGGACUCUCGCCAUCUUUACACCAAAUCCGACUGGGAGUUCCAAGCUGCAGCCGUUGCUUCCCGCAAGACUAGAACAGAGAUCUUAGACAGAGUCUCCAAGUGGCUGAACGAGACUGUUACUGAUAGACCUUUUACCGAUCUGUACGACACAGAGGGUGAAGGCGGUUUCCCUGGUCCCAACUUCUUCGCCAGACCGGUUAUUGGUAGUCACUUUGCCUUUUUGGCUUUGGAGAGAGCUUGUGGUGGAACAGCUAUGCAGGGACUGAGCUUCCUCGAUGAGGAGUAG
Aureobasidium namibiae CBS 147.97 is the source of this 2415-nucleotide messenger RNA. RefSeq names its product DUF1793-domain-containing protein. The record is from RefSeq and is a predicted model, not a curated record. NCBI's taxonomy places the organism in Eukaryota, Fungi, Ascomycota, Dothideomycetes, Dothideales, Saccotheciaceae. Bases 1 to 2415 code for a protein of 804 amino acids. The transcript has 3 exons.